UUUCUGACGAACAACCAAACACGUCCCAACUCAUUGGAUUUCGAGAGAGGGGUGGGGUCCACCCAAAAUAGUAGCUUUGAUAGUUUUUAGACAUUCUGCUGACGUAUUCAUGGGCCUCAAAUAGCUUCCGUUUUACACUGUCGUUGAUUGGGUGAUUCUACAGCCGACUCUAGUUUCCCAGCGGCAGUCAUCUACUCUGCAGACACUGCUGGUGGAAGCAGUCGGAUAUUCUAUUACACUUCAAUGGAGGAACAGCCCAAAGUCCGGGCACAAGAGAGACGAUAUCACCCCCAUGGAGAAGAAAGAAGUCCCAUUCAAUUGAAGACGUCUAUAAAAAAUGAGCAGAUCCACAUCCAGCAUCAGGAAACGCAGACGAAGAAAACAGGUAAUGGCAAAAUAAACCCCAGUGAUGUUGAGGGGGAAAGGAUCCAGUCUGCAGAUCACACAGCUGGUACCCCACACGCCACCACAAACAAUGGUAACAGACAUUUGACAAAUGCCAACGCGAGACAGAAGUCAACACAAAAGGUUUACUCCUCUGCUCCACCCGCGAGCGGCUUGGUCCAGAUUAAGACGAUGACUAGUGAUGACAAGGCCCGGGCCUUGGACGUCCACCACUGUGAAGGUCAGGAAUCGGGAAAUAACGACUCUGCGUCGCUCCAGAACGGGGAGGUGAACUCUGUUUAUAUCACCAACGGUUUCUCCGGCGACCCCACCCCUGACCACGCCGGCAGCGGGUCUGAAGGUGGAUACACCACUCCUAAGAGACGCAGGGGGGGAAGGAACAGCAUCAAGAACUGUGAGAAUGUGACGAGAGACGGGAACAGAGACAUGCAGCACGGCUGCGCCUCGGCCGAAUCUGAGGCGUCCAGCCCUGAGGCCUCCGACCCCGGGGCCGGCCCCAGCCCUGAGGCCUCUGACCCCGGGGCCGGCCCCAGCCCUGAGGCCUCCGACCCCGGGGCCGGCCCCAGCCCUGAGGCCUCCGACCCCGGGGCCGGCCCCAGACCCUACGGCACCAAGUCAGCCCAUAAAGUAGACCACACAUUACCAAGACGGACAGUGGCUCCCGAGGAUGUGAGGGGAGACCUGCAGAGGAAAGACUCUGACAGUAAGACAGCAGGCGCUUCUGGUAAAAAGUUUGAGGACCGGACCAAAGCCAAGCUCUCUUCCUCAACUAAAGAGGAUUCUUGGACUUUGUUCAAGCCCCCUCCAGUGUUUCCUGUGGACAACAGCAGUGCUAAAAUCGUGCCCAAGAUCAGUUAUGCAAGUAAAGUGAAGGAAAACCUAAACAAGCCAGCCCAGGCUGGAGGAGAGUUGCUGGCUCCUCAGGCACCUGUCAGACUGUCACAGGUCCCCAUGUCUGCUAUGAAAACCAUCACCUCAGCUAGCUUUACUAACGGACCCAUUUCUGGAGAUGGAAACGGCAUCCCGUCUGGCGGUACCUUCUUUGCUUCUGCUGCUAGUAGUAUCCCACCAGCCCACUCUCUCCCCUGCGGCGAGAAAGUAGCAUCUUCUUCGGACAGUAACUGUAGCUCCUCAAUCAAUCCCGCAGCAGCUUUUGAAACGAGGAAGUGUACUCUUUUCAUUCCCUUAAACCCUUUAAAUAUGCAACCUGUGCUCCCCAGCGCUCGUCAAGUGGACAACCGAGCGUCUCAGACACAUCAGAAGGCCCUGGGAGAAAUCUUCCACAAUCAGUGGGGGCUCUCCUUCAUCAACGAGCCCAACAUUGGAGCUGAUGGAGGAGGCGGCGAGCAGCGCGGGGAGGGGAAGACCGUGCCGGUCACUUUUCAAGGGGAGUGUACUGUCGCUGCAGACCAGCCAUGUCCUUACGCAAGCUCCCCUAGCCCUGAGCCUGCCAGCGUUACUCUAGACCUGGACAGACGGACUAGUACCCCCGGUGGUGUGUCUGCUGCUCUCGGCCCUGCUCCAGGGGCGAGGGACGAAGGAGCCAGCCUUCAUCAUGCUGGCCUGGAGAAGUCGAAGGGCGAGGCGAAGAGUCCGGGUGCAUUGCUGGCUGCUUCCUGUAAACACGCUGCUGCUGCUGAGACAGUCCAGUCGUCGUUGACCACCCUGGUGUCGGGUCUCUCUAAGGAGCAGGCACGGCCCAGGAGCCUGGACCGAAGGUGUAGCUGGGGGUCGUUUGAUCUUAAAGCUGCUGUUAAUUAUCACACUAAAGAAAUGGGAUGCAUCUUAAAUUUGCAAAAACAAGAUCCAAAUAGAGUGGUCAUUUACGAUGAGCCCCAGCGUGCACCAGACCAGUGAGGGAGAAUGUCGACACUAACACAGCCUCUCGCUCGGUGCUACAGUCACAACCACGGCAGUUGGGAUCGCUUUCAAAAACAAGAGUGAGAGAGAACUGAGAGAUGGUCGUGUGUGUGUGUGUGUGUUAAGUGACAGACUUUCUGUGGGAUAAUGGACUCACAUUUUUGGGGGUUGAUGGGAGGGGUUGGGGUGGAAGGGGGUCAUCUGAUUGAAAGAGAAAUUGAAGAGGAGGACGGAGGUUGAAGACAUUGUGAUAUAAAUCAAGGUAUUGGGAAGAAAAUUGUGUGCCGGAGUUUGGAACUACAAAAGGAGCAGAACCCUUGGUGUGAGAGGGCUGUUACCUCCAACUUGAACAGACUCUUGAGACUUUCAGCUGUGACAGACCUUGGUGUCUGUUCCUUCUCUGGGUCGUGAAAGGAACACGAUGGAAAGGUGCGAACUGAGCCCCUCUCCAGCCUUGAACCUGUCGAAUUGUGGUGACUCUUGUCUCACAGUAGGAUGCCUCAAUCAUUUUAUUUCUCCAUGCGUUCAAACGUACAUCCUGGGUAUAUCCUAGUUUAUGCAUACACAUCAAUAUGUACAAUUGUGAAUCCAUUGUGAGAGAAAUGAAUUGGUGAACGCCUGGAGUGUGAGAAUGCUGGUGCUACCAGGCAGGAAGCUUGACAAGGUUUAGGGUUGAACAACAACUGUAAGCGUUGGUCUUCAUUUCUUUAGCGUGUGCCCAGAAUAUUGACUCUUGGGUGUGUUUUUGUUUUGACACUAUUUUUGUUUGUCCUGUACGACGAGAUGUGACGCUCCCAGGGCUCAGACGAGGGCGAGGCCUGGGAGCGUCAGGCCCGGGAGCGUCAGGGCCCGGGAGCGUCAGGGCCCGGGAGCGUCAGGGCCCGGGAGCGUCAGGGCCCGGGAGCGUCAGGGCCCGGGAGCGUCAGGGCCCGGGAGCGUCAGGGCCCGGGAGCGUCAGGGCCCGGGAGCGUCAGGGCCCGGGAGCGUCAGGGCACUAACACUCAGCCAGGUCCUCAUCUGGUGAUGUGUGCUGAGCCACCUGACACCAGGACAUUGGUAGAACUAGUCCUUAUUUGGGGAAAUUAACCUAUGUAUAUUUUUCUUAAACCCUUGUGAUUUCAUCAAUCCACAUAUUUGGUGGCAUCAGUUAUUUUACUAUAGUGGUUGAUUUCCUCUUCAACUUGAGAUUAGUUUCAAAGAACUUUCAUGAGACUAGUUCUGGAAGAACCAUAAAAUGACUUGUUAUGGAGCAAGGGCUAUGUGUUCGAUAUCACAGGGAGAAUUUGGUGUGUUUAGUCUGUAGGGAGGCCUGAGUCCUCCUAUGCUAUUAUUUUGGAAACACUUGCAUACACCACUUUUUGUUGCUUGUUAUCUUAGCACAGAGACUUAUUUUUCAUUUUCUAAUGUACCUGUUAUGUUAAUAUUUCAUGCCAUCUCUACGUUGGUCUUUAAUCUUUUUGUAGGUAUUACAAUUUUGUUGCACGUCUUUUACUGGUGUAGAUGAACGAGUUGUUGAUGACAAUUGACAGUACUGUUAUAACGCAAAGAUGACAGACAAAAAGCAAUUGCAAUACUGUCUGAUGACCCUGACCAUGACAACAGUUGUGAUACCAGUUACUCGCAGGUAACUUCUACUUCAGUGUGUAAACAUGGCUCCAGUCCUCUGUUUUGGGGGUCAUUCAGGAGAUUACGGUGAUGGUUUUGAGUUUUGCUAACACGCUUUUAUCCACACUUCUUGUUGUAAGGUUUGUUUCCACACUACCUGAGCUGGUGCUGGCUGACCUCGAGCUGCACGUUGUGUUGUGGACGGAGCCCUGUGGGUGUGGAACCACCAUGUUUCACUGGGGUGGUUUUAGCCAUGGGAGGAUGUCUCGCUCACAAGUUCCUCUUCCAUGGUAUUCAGUGAUUUAGAUGUGUGGAUUAAUAGCACUUUAUGUAAACUAAUUGUUUUAUCUUUUAAUUACAAACCGAUAUGUGAGGACAUGAAAUACUCCUUUCGAGAAUGGCUUUGGGCUGUUGAUAUUUUUCAGAAAAAUAAAGAUAAAUACAGAAAUAUAAAAUGUCGCUCAGGUAGUGUCGGUGAAGCCAUGUUGUUUUCCGCCGGUCUAGUGGGAUGCCCAACGUUUGAACAGCUCACACAGAAUGAAACUUACGAAUACUCAAAUGAGCUGUGACUAAAAACCAAAAUGUUAAGCUUGCAGAGGGGCACAUCAUGCAAGCAGCUGGUCUUAACGCUAAGCUUUCGAGCGAUGAAGCUCUGAAGCUGUUUGUCCAGACAGAUUCCCUUAGCUAAGUAUUCUGUUGUGCUCUGGUGUCGACCCUUAAAUGAAAAAUGUGGUCCUUGUUCGGUUCAGAUGACCUCUGUCAGUCAUGGGUUGAAACGCUUCUUCUCGGUUUACAGUAGCUAAGAGUCAGGCCUGUUAAUAUGCAAUGGCAGGAGUUCAUCUGUACUUCCUUGUUGUCUCUUGUGUUUUCACAUCACAGCGUGCAGAGUGAUGAGAAACGUCAAGGAGGUCUCACACACCACUGCUACACACACACACACACACACACACCCUGGCUAUGUGCUACACACAAAGUUCUCCCCCCUCUGAAAUCACCUGCAGAGGGAAGACCUGUGGGAUUUAAAAGGCUUGGUUUUACAUUCAUUGUACGCUGUGUGUGUCCAAGUGGUUUAGCUCAAACUGUCAAAUGUCUUACGGCUGCAGAGGAAGCCAGUGGAAGUCACACAUGCAGUAGUGUAUGAGGGGUUUUAUUUGUCUUAUCAGCUGUGUGGGAAAUGUUACUACUGGGUCUGCUUUGCGUAGUUUAACAGUUUGGACAUAGUUUAUAUGUCUCUGUCUCUUAAAUGGUCUCUGUCCAUGCGCAGUUCAUGAAAGAACUUGACCAAGUUCCCUUGAAAUGUUCAACAUUCAGAAACCCCCACGGGGGGAAUCAAUAAGCCAAAACCGAUUUCUCUCCUCUGUUCCUGAGUGGAUCCUCUGUUCCUGAGUGGAUUCAUGUUUUUGCCUCUUACUGUCCAACAGGGUGACCUGUCAGCAGUUAGGUGUUGUGUGUUAUGGACAGUCCCGACAGAGUUGUGUGUGUUGAUUUUAUAAGAAGUGAUCUCUUCUGUUAUAAACGAGUGCAUUUGAGCAGAUUCUUGUUCUAGACAUGGAGUAACAGAAAUGUGUCCCACUUGGACCCCCAUAUUUUAAAGCACUUAGCAAAUCAAAAUGGGUAUUUUUGAAUAUGCAUCUAAAUAUAAUAGCUUCGCCUAUUACUUUAGCCUUGCAAUCUGUAAACCAAAAGCAGGUUCUUGAUAGUGGAGUACUUAUUACGUGAGUGAGUGUGUUAGCUUACUUCAUGUGGGUACAGAAAAGCAUUAACAUGAGGAUUCUAGCUGUAUUUUCUCCUUUUACCCCCCCCCCCCAACCCUUUAAGGAUGUUGCUGGAGGCCACCAAGGGUUAGAGAUGAGUGGAGCGUCGUGGCCAGGAUGUUUGGGAGUGUGCACGCUACAAUGUGUUCUUCAAAUAAUAUGCAAGGUUCCCCUUAUGAUUCAUGUUCAGGUGCCUGUGUGAAAAGUAUACUUAUACCAGUGAUUUUUUAUAACGUUUAUUUUUUAAAUUGCUUCCAAGUUGUAUCUGUGCCAUGUGUCUUUUCGCCCCCUUUUAAAACAUUUCUAAGACGGUUGCUCUUCAAAUUUCCUGACUGCUAUAAUUUUGCUUCCUUUCACUGGAAUGGAAGAAACUGAAAGACUUUAUUGUAUUUAGGAGUUAUUAAUGCAAAUGUCAUGGCUUGAAAAUCAUUUACCUGCAAUCAUUCUUCAAGUUGUCUUCAUGUUAAUGAGAACUGUUUGCUGGGAAACUCAGUUAUUUGUCCAAGGCGUGAGGUAACACACCUUUCAAUUCAUUUGUUUGAUUUGUUCUAAUGCAUUAAUGUAUUAACUUUUAUGUCUUUGUUUAAAAAAAAAAAGGG
Molecule: messenger RNA, 6223 nt
Organism: Osmerus eperlanus (European smelt)
Lineage: Eukaryota; Metazoa; Chordata; Actinopteri; Osmeriformes; Osmeridae
Gene: nufip2
Product: nuclear FMR1 interacting protein 2
Exons: 4
Coding region: 244-2262 (672 amino acids)
Cellular component (GO): nucleoplasm; cytoplasmic stress granule
Molecular function (GO): RNA binding
Source: RefSeq, a predicted model, not a curated record